Messenger RNA from Colletotrichum scovillei, 5466 nucleotides. RefSeq lists its product as uncharacterized. NCBI's taxonomy places the organism in Eukaryota, Fungi, Ascomycota, Sordariomycetes, Glomerellales, Glomerellaceae. The record is from RefSeq and is a predicted model, not a curated record. The transcript is spliced from 3 exons. Bases 1 to 5466 code for a protein of 1821 amino acids.
AUGGACGCCAGCAACUCCAACCUUACAGACCUAAGAUACGGAUAUGAUUUCGUGGUCUCCACUACUCAAGCCAGCAUUAACUCUGGCUUGUUGGAAUAUCUCUGGGAAAGUAACCAGCCAAUCAACCUCAUUUGCUAUCUCUCGGACUCAAAUAACGGAAAUGCCACAACCCAGAUCAGCCUCGAAGAACUGUUGAAGAGGACAGAUGGGGUCAACCCGUUCGAGAUCCUAGAUGGUGCAUCGCCGAACGACCCUCGAGUUGAAGCGCUCACUCGGAACAACUUCGUCAUUGGCGUGAAAAUUCGCAUUGGUGUGCCCCCUGGCGUGAUGCCCAAGGAGCUUCCUCCAGUCCUGGAGCUCGGCAAGAGUGACGGCAAGUCUCUCUUCCGAAUGUUUUGCUCCGAGUUCCAGCCCUCUGGAUCGCCGUGGUAUAUCGAAACGGGCGUCAACAUCCUCAAUAAGGGGCUUGACUGGGGCCUCGAGACACCCUAUCUUAAUCACCGCCCAGAGCUCAAGGGAAAGCUCAAGUCCCAAUUCAACUAUCUUCCUCCCAGCAAGUCUUACAGUCUUCAGCAGACUCUCAUGGAUCUGGAAACUGCUGCCGAUCAAAGCACACCCAAUUUCGUGGGGAUUCCAGCCGGUUCUCCCGUCCUAGAAAUCCUGCAGAAGAACUUCGUGGACCUCUACAGCAAGGCAGCCAAGAGCUACGGAAAACCGAUUCUUGCAGUUGCCGCCGUUGCUGAAGACCAUCCAGAUCCUUCCACACUCCAGGUGACUUCGGUUGAAGUGGGCAUCAGUCGGUACAGGGACUCAAAUGCUCGGGUCGUCAACAAUCCGACCCCCGAACAGGCGGCCGCAGCGACACUCAACCAUCUCUGUAUGACGAACUGUCACGAGGCUCCAACAAAAGUCUCGGAUCCUUACUGGAACUGGGUCCAGCCCUGGGAUGUGAAGAGCGAAAGUGGUGUCAUUGCCAUCAAGCGAAGCGUAUUCGCCGAGCAGUUGAUGAACAUCAUCCUGCCGUCUGCCCGGAAGUCUUGCCUCACCUCCAAAGUUCAGAUCGAUUAUGACGACUGCCUGGGCAACUGGAAACCAGUGGUACAGUUUUUUCCUGGUCAACUGCCACAAACCACGGAUGUGCGAACCCCUGUUAACGGCGAAUGGAUUAUUGACAUUACUUGGUCGGCCGAAGGCAACAAUCCCGAUGGGAAAUGCGAGAACUCAGAGAUGUGGGGUCGAUUCUAUGACAGCAUCGAAGUCGUCCCUCACUACUCUUGUGAGGUAAACGCCGAUGGGAGUAUCAUCACCAUCAGCCAACGAUUGUGGGUCGUUGUCUCAUUGAUGUGCGAGGGUAUCACACAGUCACCACUGAAUGCAUACGACGUCACCAUCACCGACACCUACGACUUGUCUGUGGACCAGACUGGCCAGCUGAAUAUCACACGUGACAAGAAUAAGUCUCAAAAACAAGACAAUUCGCAGUCCCCUGAAACAAAUUAUUGGGGAAACGCAUUCGCGGGCAUCACCGACCACUUCAAAGAGGUCAAGACCGAGGUUACAGAUCUGGUGAGCGUGGAGCUGGGGAGUAUCAACUUUGCUACGCCCCACAACUUCGUGUUUCCUGGUGGGAAGGUGUUCACGUACACAUCAGCCAGAUUUUCCAACCACCAAGAUUUAAUCUGCGACAUCACCUACACGGCACCAACCAAGCCCUUCCAGCCGCCGCCCAGGGAAGAUGCCCCAAUAACCAACCCUUCGUGGGACAAUCUUCCCACGAGACCCGCGCCGAAGCUUCCCGAAGCCACCGGCCCGCCGGCAUACUCCAUGACCCAUACGACCGAUCUGAUCCAAAAUUACAUCCAGGGAGACAUCGUGGCUCCUACAGCAAAGUUCGAAGCUCUCCAAACUGAAGACGGCCACUCCUUGCUCUUCGCGCUGAGCACGGACAACGUCUUCAAUGUGAUUGUAGAGCAGAGCGGCACGACCAAGACCGGCUGGAUCCGCAUGGCUCUCUCGUCUGGUUUCACGUCAGUACGCACUUUUGACGUGGGACAGAGCGUCACGGAUGGCACCAUUGGGAUGGCGUUGGUGGUGUCUGAGGGUGGUUCAGACAAGCUCUUCCUCUCCCUCUCAAAUUCCAGCUCUGACACAUCCUGGAUGGCGAGGCCUCAGUGGUCUGCCAUUGACUUUGACGCAGAGGGCGGCAUAGGUUCAGGGUCUGUUGUCAACAUUGUCCGCGUCAUGUUCGCUGAGCCUCAGGGAAGCCGGCAGCACAUCAUCGUCGACAUCGACCGCUCGUCAAACAAGGCUACCAAGGACAUUACCCGCUACUACGUUGACCCUCAAAAGACAUCCGGUAGAUACUGGGCCUCGCAUGGUCUGCCGGUAGACAUUCAGCAUGGCGACUAUCAGAGCUGCGUGGGCAGAGUCGCCUGCGGGUUCGUUGACGGGGUAUACACUCUCGGCACCGCCGGUAACUCAGCCCAGCUGGUCUACGUGCCCAUCGAGAAUGCCUUCGGUGACGGUCCUCCAUUACCAUGCCGCCUCAGCUUGCCACAGAACGCGCAGGCCUCUGCCAUCGCCGCCGCUCGUAGAUCCGGUUCUCUCGCCUCUCCAGACGGAACAACGGACUUGUUCGCCGUCAGCAACUCGACUCUCUUCUAUUUCCCAGCUGAACGCCAGACUGACGGGUCGGUCGCUACACAAUUGCUUGACAGCAGCUUACUUUCGGGCACUUCAGAGCUCGCAGCCAUGACCCACAGAGGCGUAACGACGAUCUGGGGCAGGAAUGCCAGCAACGAAGUGUACUACCUCUCCUGCCCAUCCAGCCAGCUGAACAAUCAAGGGGCUUGGAGUGUCCCUGUGCCAAUUGUGUUCGGCGUAGAGCAGAUGACGCCGUAUCUCAACCGCAGCGACGGUGGCAACGCAAUCUUCACAUCCGGGUCCGGCAAGCUUGAGAGAUUGACGCAGGCCACCGGCACAGACGCGAAGUUGUGGGCUGCAGAUGAGAUCAAGCUCGAGGCCAGUGGGCCUAAGGCCAAGCCGCUCCAGUUCAAGUCGUACACGACUACGAUCCAAGUCCUCGAUAAACAUGAGCUUCCAGCCCCUGGCGUCAAUUUGUCGAUUUCUACCAGUUCACGCACGCCCGUGUACAUGAACGGGAUCUACUACGUCCUUGGGCCGGCACCUGCCACAGUGGCUACGGAUGCGACCGGGAGCUUGACAGUCGUCGAGGCCUUGCAAGACAGCAUCAACGGCACUCUCAUGACGGUGACUUGUAACAAUGGAGAGGCCGAAAUUACCAUCAAUCCUAUGGAGAAGUCAUUCCAGACGGUAGCAGCGCUCAGUAGCGAAGGAGCCCUCCGGGACGCCAAAGUACCAACCAAUACGGUCUCUGGCGGCAUCAGGGGCACGCCUACGUGGACCGCUCUCGUAGAGGAGACUGUAUCAUCGAACGAUGUGGCCAACGUCGCGAACAGCCUCAGCAAACUCGGCACAACGUAUGGACUCGUCAAGCCCACAGUCACCCCGAGAUCUUGCAUGAGCGUGGUUCCACACACGCUUUACACGUCCUCGUCUUCGGUCGACAGUCUGGCUCAUGACGCCGCCAUCGCAGCUGGUGACCUUUUCCGCUGGCUGAAAUCCGACGUGGAACAUGUCAUCGACAUCAUCAAGGACGACGCAACUGAAGCAUGGCACUUCGUAGCCACCAUCUCCGGUAAAGUCUACCGCGCCGCAUUGACCUCGGUCGAAGCCAUUGUCGGAGCGGCGGAGUGGAUUUUCAACGCCAUCAAGAUUAGUAUCAAGAAGCUCAUGUCUUUCGCUGAAUUCCUCUUUGACUGGGAUGACAUCGAGCGUACCAAAAAGGUUCUUUGCAACAUGACGAAGCAAUGGCUGAAAAACCAGGUAGACUCAGUCCAGACUGCCAAGUCCAUGUUUGAUGUGCAGAUGGCCAGCGCCGAGGAGAGCGUCAAGAAGUGGGCAGGCAUCACGGACUUAUCAAAGACGCUCGGCAGCAAGGCCUCCCAGCCGACAGCGGCAAACGCCUCGAAUCCUACAAAGGGGCACACCUCGGCAUCUCAGAUGAUGAUGACACACUACAAAAACCAUGGCGCGAAUCUGACAGUGGUGGGGACGCCCCCCAAGAUGGCACGCGAUGAGUCGCAUCAGGCCGUCAACUGUCUUCUUGACGUGCUCGAAAAGGAGGGCCAGACUCUCUCAGCUGCUUAUGUUCAGCUCAAGAGCUUGGCCGAGGGAUUCCCGUCCAUGACGGUGGAAGCGGUGCUGAAAGAACUCGUUGGGAUCGUCGGCGUCGCUAUGCUGUCCACUGUCCAGGUCGUGGUCGACGCCUUGCUCGACGUCCUGAUCGAGUUUGCUGACAGUGCCAUUGGCCUCCUGGAUACAAAAGUUCACAUACCCGUCAUCUCUGACAUUCUGAACGACAUUGGAAUACCAGAUGUGUCCUACUUGGACCUUGUAUGCUGGAUUCCCGCCAUGUCCUACACGGUAAUCUACAAGAUCGCCAACCAGGAGGCUCCGUUCGCCGCUCAUGAAGCUGAAGUCCAGGCUUUUAUUGCCGCUGACAAUUGGGAGGCUUUACAAACUUGUUUAGGACCAAAGCAAUCCAGGUCGCGGGCUGAAUCGCCUCGCGGGCAGGAGGGAGAUCACAUGGUUACAGCCGUAGCUAUUCGCGAGCCGUCGAACACAGUCAUAGUCCACCAAGAGCAACACUCCAACACCCACAGAAGCAAGACCUCUGUGACUUCAAUCUCAUCGGCUGCAUCCGUCACAUCGACCAGCACAGCACCCACGUCACCUACAUCAACCAGAUCCAAUAAGCCAGCUGACCGGACAUUUCGCCAGGAGAUCUAUCAUCUGGGCCACCUCAUAGAUAGCACAACCAGACUAAUGGCAGCGUAUGUCGACUACUGUGAGGUUUUGGCCCCAGCAGCAGACAACCCUUACAGCACAUUUUCGACGGUCCUACUCGUCCUCGGUGAAAGUUCUGCUAUUGCAGCUGACAUAGCCGUAGAGAAUGCCCCGCUCGAGGAUUCGGCAACGAGUGCGCUUUCCAAAAUUUUAACCCUCUUCAGAGUUGCUGCCCUCGUUGGCUUCAACGAACUAGUACAACAUCAAGUCGGCCACUGGGGAUUCCAAUCUAUGGUCGUCACGAGUGAUCUUCGCGUCAAAGGGGCAGGGAUUGAUGCUAUUCUCGCCAUACCAGCAGUGAUGAUUUCACUUGAUCAUCUCUGUGAAAUCGCUCGUGAUGUCGCUGGUGGCGGCGACAUGAACUGGGAACAAGGAGCGGCCGUCACUGGCGAGUUCUCCAACAUCGCAUCCUAUGUGUCGCGGAUCUGUUACUACUUUGCUGCUCAAGCUACGCCAGCAGGCCCGCAAUUUGCUGGGAUCAUGGUGUUUGCAAACAUUGCUGGUGCUGGACUGGAAUUCGCCGAGGCUGAGAUGUAG